AUGUUCUUAACCAGAAGUGAAUAUGACCGUGGUGUCAGCACGUUUUCGCCAGAAGGUAGAUUAUUUCAAGUCGAGUAUUCUUUGGAGGCGAUCAAAUUAGGUUCAACAGCAAUCGGAAUUGCUACCAAAGAGGGUGUUAUACUAGGUGUAGAGAAGAGAGCCACCUCUCCUCUUCUGGAGGCGGAUUCAAUCGAAAAGAUUGUAGAAGUAGAUCGUCACAUUGGAUGUGCAAUGAGUGGGUUGACGGCGGAUGCGCGCUCGAUGAUCGAACAUGCAAGAACUUCAGCUAUAACGCAUAAUCUAUAUUAUGAUGAGAAUAUAAGUGUUGAGUCAUUGACCCAGUCGGUUUGUGAUUUAGCUCUAAGAUUUGGUGAAGGUGCAGGUGGAGAAGAGAGACUCAUGUCUAGACCUUUUGGUGUGGCAUUGUUAAUAGCGGGCUACGACGAUGAUGAGGGAUUCCAGUUAUUCCAUGCGGAGCCUUCAGGAACGUUUUAUCGUUAUAAUGCAAAGGCCAUCGGGUCAGGUUCAGAGGGUGCGCAGUCAGAAUUACAAAACGAAUGGCAUUCAUCCCUGACUUUGAAAGAAGCCGAAUUGUUAGUACUCAAGAUCUUAAAACAGGUAAUGGAAGAAAAACUGGAUGAAAACAAUGCUCAAUUGAGUAGUAUCACAAAAGAUGAGGGUUUUAAAAUAUAUGAUGAUUCCGAAACAGCACAAAUUAUCAAAGAAUUGAAAGAAAAGGAAACACAAGAGAGUUCCGGUGAUCAAGACGUCGAGAUGUCCUAG
Messenger RNA from Zygotorulaspora mrakii, 783 nucleotides. RefSeq names its product proteasome core particle subunit alpha 5 (gene PUP2). Gene Ontology annotation, biological process: proteasome-mediated ubiquitin-dependent protein catabolic process. The coding region runs from base 1 to 783 and encodes 260 amino acids. Lineage: Eukaryota; Fungi; Ascomycota; Saccharomycetes; Saccharomycetales; Saccharomycetaceae. The record is from RefSeq and is a predicted model, not a curated record. The transcript has a single exon. Gene Ontology annotation, cellular component: proteasome core complex; proteasome core complex, alpha-subunit complex; nucleus.